CCCGGAAGGAUCCGAUGUCUUUGCGCGCGCCGGUGCCUUCUUACCCGGCCGUGGGCCGCGGCGCGUUCGCGUCGGUGUACGAGCCCGACGACGACACCUACCUGCUGCUCGACGCUCUGCACCAGGCCCAGCUGCACCGAGCCGGGGUGGAGGUCUGCCUGGAGGUGGGGUCCGGCUCCGGCGUGGUGUCCGCUUUCCUGGCUUCCGUCAUCGGCCCGCGGGCCUUGUACCUGUGCACCGACCUCAACCCCCAGGCGGCCGCCUGCACCCUGGAGACCGCCGCCCGCAACCGGGUCCUCGUCCAGCCCGUCGUCACGGACCUGGUGGGAGGCCUGCUGCCGCGGCUGCGGGGGGCCGUCGACCUCCUCGUGUUCAAUCCUCCGUACGUGCCCACUCCUCCCCAAGAGGUGGGAAGCCCCGGGAUAGCGUCGGCCUGGGCCGGUGGCCGCGACGGCCGCCAAGUCACGGACAGGCUGCUCCCCGCGGCGGCGGAGCUCCUCUCCGCCGGCGGCCUCUUCUUCCUGGUGGCCCUCCGGGAGAACGGCCCAGGUAAGGGGGGAGCCGGGCGGGACUGGACUGGACGCCCCGGCGGGGCCGGCGGGCCGCCCCCUUCACCCCGGCCUUGGCUUCCAGAGGACAUCUUGGCGACCAUGGAGGCGGCGGGCCUGCCGGGCUCGGUGGCGUUGUCCAAGCAGGCGGGAGCGGAGAGCCUCUGCGUGCUGCGCUUCCAACGGCCCGCCCCGGGACCGCCGGCUUCUCCGAAAUAAAUAACGUCGAUGGUAUUCGUUGAGCACUUCCGACGCGCCGGGCCCCGUGGGACUCGGUCUCAAUCCCCAUUUGACAGACGGGGAAACUGAGGCACGCUGAGGCGUCCCACCUACGGGCUGGACGGGGGCGGAGCGGGGAUUAGAACCCAUGACCUUCGCGUUCUAUCCGCUGGGCCUUGCAGACCUCCUAUCCCACUCCUAUCAAUUUAUUAAUAAUGAUA
This is a messenger RNA of Tachyglossus aculeatus (Australian echidna), 988 nucleotides long. RefSeq names its product N-6 adenine-specific DNA methyltransferase 1 (gene HEMK2). The transcript has 5 exons. NCBI's taxonomy places the organism in Eukaryota, Metazoa, Chordata, Mammalia, Monotremata, Tachyglossidae. The coding region runs from base 15 to 767 and encodes 250 amino acids. The record is from RefSeq and is a predicted model, not a curated record. Gene Ontology annotation, cellular component: eRF1 methyltransferase complex. Gene Ontology annotation, biological process: methylation. Gene Ontology annotation, molecular function: nucleic acid binding; protein methyltransferase activity; S-adenosylmethionine-dependent methyltransferase activity.